Xenopus tropicalis (tropical clawed frog) is the source of this 6059-nucleotide messenger RNA. RefSeq names its product SAC1 like phosphatidylinositide phosphatase (gene sacm1l). Lineage: Eukaryota; Metazoa; Chordata; Amphibia; Anura; Pipidae. The record is from RefSeq and is marked validated. Gene Ontology annotation, molecular function: phosphatase activity; phosphatidylinositol-3-phosphate phosphatase activity; phosphatidylinositol phosphate 4-phosphatase activity.
CUGGGGACACGUCAGAGAGUAAUAAGGGGACUGCACAUUCUGUAUUACUGUGUUAGUAUUUAGUAGUUUCGUAUAUAUAUGCAAACACGAGUAAAUCUUUCUGUGUCUAGCUGGGAGAUCAUCCAGUUCCGUACAGUCAAUGCAUCAUGGCACUUGCCUACGAAAAUCUGAAAUUACAUAUAACUCCUGAAAAGUUUUAUGUUGAAGCAUGUGAUCCUGGAGUAGAUGAUGUCCUUACUAUAGACAGAGUGUCAACAGAGGUCACACUUACAGGUAAAAAGGACAUACCCCCAUCAGCAAUAACAAGAGCUAUAUAUGGAAUUUUAGGCACAAUUCGACUAGUUGCAGGAAUGUAUUUGAUUGUGAUAACCCGAAAGAAGAAAGUCGGUGAUCUUCUUAAUCAUUCUAUCUGGAAAGCAACAGACUUUGACAUAAUUUCUUAUAAAAAGACAAUGUUACAUUUAACUGAUACUCAGUUGCAGGAUAACAAGGCCUUCCUUGCGAUGAUCAGUCAUGUUCUGAGUGUAGAUGGAUUUUACUUUUCUGUAUCUUAUGACCUUACCCACACAUUACAACGGUUAUCUAAUACAAGUCCUGAAUUCCAAGAAAUGAGCCUGCUUGAAAGGGCUGAUCAGAGAUUUGUUUGGAAUGGUCAUCUUUUAAGGGAAUUUUCAGCUCAACCUGAGAUCCAAAAAUUUGCGAUUCCAGUGGUUCAUGGAUUUAUUGCUAUACAUUCUUGUUCUAUAAAUGGCAAAUACUUUGACUGGAUUCUCAUCUCUAGGAGGAGCUGUUUUCGAGCAGGUGUACGGUAUUAUGUAAGAGGUAUUGAUUCAGAGGGGCAUGCUGCAAACUUUGUUGAAACAGAGCAGAUUGUUCAUUACAAUGGAAACAAAGCUUCAUUUGUUCAGACACGUGGAUCUAUUCCAUUUUACUGGUCACAGAGACCAAAUCUCAAAUAUAAACCAAAGCCUCAGAUCAGCAAAGCAGUGAACCAUAUGGAUGGAUUCCAACGGCACUUUGACUCACAGAUCAUAAGUUAUGGGAAGCAAGUUGUUCUAAACUUGGUUAACCAAAAGGGUUCAGAAAAGCCAUUAGAGCAAGCUUUUUCACAGAUGGUUUCUGGCCUUGGAAAUGGAAUGCUUAGAUAUAUUGCAUUUGACUUUCAUAAAGAAUGCAGUAGAAUGCGCUGGGAUCGCUUACAGAUUUUGGUUGAUCAAGUUUCUGAGACUCAAGAUGAUUUUGGCUAUUUUCUGGUAGACUCUGAUGGCAAAGUGGUUAGCCAACAGGAAGGGAUUUUCCGCAGUAACUGUAUGGACUGUCUGGAUCGCACAAAUGUAGUGCAGAGUCUUUUGGCCCGACGUUCCCUCCAGUUCCAGCUUCAGAGGCUUGGUGUGCUUCAUGUUGGACAAAGGAUUGAAGAACAAAUUCAGUUUGAAAAGAUCUAUAAAAAUGCAUGGGCUGACAAUGCAAAUGCAUGUGCCAAACAGUAUGCUGGAACUGGUGCUUUAAAGACAGACUUCACAAGGACUGGAAAACGAACUCAGUGGGGACUUUUAAUGGAUGGUUGGAACUCAUUAAUGCGAUAUUAUAAAAAUAAUUUUUCUGAUGGCUUCCGACAAGACUCAAUUGACUUGUUUCUUGGCAAUUACUCUGUUGAAGAAGUCUAUUCUUCAAGUCCACUGCAUAUACAGACAGACUGGAAAUUUCUUGCAUUACCUAUUAUCAUGGUGGUUGCCUUUUCCAUGUGCAUUAUCUGCUUAUUAAUGGCUGGUGACACAUGGACAGAGACUUUGGCUUAUGUUCUAUUCUGGGGCACUGCAAGUAUUGGAACAGGCACUAUCAUUCUGUACAAUGGCAAAGAUUUCGUUGAUGCCCCAAAGCUGGUACAGAAGGAAAAGAUGGACUGAAUUUGUGUGUGUGGAAAACAGCUUAGCAGUGACGGUUCAUUAAACCCAGUAUGGAGUCUUUAUUGAGCUGCUUUCCACACAUAAUAUUAUAAACAUUUCAUUUAUAUAUAUAUAUAUAUAUAUAUAUAUAUAUAGGCAUGGAAACAUUUUAAGGAAUAUUGCAUAAUCUGGAAAUUUGGAAUGAAGCACAGUUUAGUAAUUUUUGGUUGUACUCGAGCUGCAUCUUCUUGCUGGCCAAGAUAGACGUGAUAUCGCAAGUUUCAGGUUUCUCUGGUGUUAUGGCGGAUAAAGGAAUACUCAAGCACUGAAAAUGCAGCUGUUCCAUUUAAAUUACUUGCCUUUACUCUUUGUAUUAAAAUGUAUCUAUUGAUUUUCUCUUGAAAUGAUAUUAUGGAUUGUUUGAAUGCCCUUAAAACUACAAAGUGAUGUUUAGAUUUUUGUUUAUUUCUUGAAUCUAUCAAAUGUUGGCAGUGUAAAUCUCUGUAAUCAAGUAAUAUAUUGCUGCAGCUUUUAAAUGAUUAGUAUUCAUUAUACAUUCAUUUUUGUUAUAAGAGAUUGAAUUAUUUCUUGUUUGAGUACAAUACUCAGAGAUCAAGGGAACACACAAGUGGGAUUAUGCUGAAACUGGAGUUAAAUGUUUCUCUACUAAUUCACAACCUCUUAAAUACAAUUUUAGAUUUUGUUUCUACUGCUCUAUGCCAAAAUGUUUUUAACAUUAAAAAGUUAUAGAAAUAAGGCCUCAUUUACAAUGCUCCAUGCAGUACAAAGUGCAAUAAAGAAAUGUGCACGCUGCAUGGGGCAUGUGAAGAUUUGCUGCAGACCUACGUGCUUCUUUUUGGAGGUCAGAGACCUGCGGCAUGCCCUGUGGAUUGAGCGCUGACUGUGUUAGUCAGCACGCGAUGUAAGAGAGGCAGGGUGAAGCACUUAGGCACAUAAGUAACACUAUUUAACUGCAUCUUUCUGAAUGUAACAUUUUUAAAGCAAGACAAUUUGAAUUAAUAACAAAGUUAUGCUUAAUUUACUUAAGUUAAUAUGACAGAUCUGUGUUAUUUUUAAUGGUACUCUAAAUUAAUAGAACUGGAGCCUGCAAAAGCAUCCAGAAAUAUCCUUGUAAUGAACAUUAAUAAUUUUGUCAAUUUGAUAUUCUGUUAACAACAGUUUUACUUUAUUCUUAUUUCUUACCAUUUAACAUUACCUUUAACCUUAGAGAAUAAUCCAACAUGUAUUAAAAAUAUUUUGGAAUUUAAUAUGUUUAAUAAAUAGAUGAAGGGCUUCAAAAACCUAGAUAUUAAUUAUAAAUAUAAAUGCAAUACCACAUUAAACCAUAUAUUGACAUUCCAUAUAGUACAGUUGUCGUAUAUACUGAUUUAGCUGUGAACACUCAAGGGAGCAGUGUAUAUAUUUUUUUUCAAUUUUUAGCUUUAGUUUAAUGUAGCAGUUUCUUUUGCAGGUACAAACUCUGAUAGGCAAUAUUAACCAUGAAAGGAGAAGAAAAGGUAAAAACUAAGUACGUUUUAUCAGAAAGGUAAAUACAGCCAUAAGCACUCACAGAAAAGCUGCUCCUCUAUCAAAAGAAACACAGGAUUUCUUGUCUUCUUUUGUGUACACAUUCCCCCAUAAGAGAGCUAAAGGCUUCUUGUGUGAUAGUAGUUGCAAAAUUGGGCACAGAUUGACACCAGUGGCGCAUUUACACCAUGCAGGGCCCUGCAAAAUCUUUGGAGGGGCCUGACACGUACUGCUAUCUCUACCUGCCUUUCCAGAGUGUCACGAGAGGGGGAAAUUUUAAAAUAACAAAAAUUACUAUGUUACUUUGGUAUCAGACUUCCUCUUUCAGAAAAAUCCUUCAUUCCCAGGCCGGAGUCUGCCCAGCUCUCUCCUCUCCCCUUCUUCUGCUCCCCCUCCAAUAAGAAUUCACUCCCUCUCCCAGCGGCUAGAGCUGCAGCAGGAAGCUAUAGAGCCCAACUAAAAUGGCAGCUGCUAUCUUAAACAAAUGGACGGAGCUUCUAGGGCUCUUUACUCAGGUGUGGUAAAGCUUUCUGCACAAUAAAUAUAGCGUUCUAGGUUGCAGUAAUGUGGCUAAUGUAUUGACUUUCCUUCUCCUUUAAGGCCAUAAUCACUCUGGAAUAAUAUGAGCUCCCCAAUGUUAGUUAUGAGUGUAUGGACCCAGACCUAAAUAUCGAAAUGGUUAUGAAAGCCAAACAAAAAAUUAUGUGGUGCUUAAAAGAGAACUAAAGAAAUAGACUAAACACUUUGUUUGUUAUGUUUUUGGCUUCUGUACCAGCCCAAGGCAACAACAGCCCUUGAGCAGUGAAGAUCUGUAACUCCAAAGUAGCCCCCCACUUUCUUUUCUGCUGAUUCACUACACAUGCUUUGUGCUGCUGUCACUUACGUUAGCUUACGGACCGAUGCAAAAUAUCCUGUAUAUAUAGAGUAUAAAUAUAAGGCUGGUUAUUAAUUCAUUCAGAUUCACAUUUUAUGACAACUCUGAGACCAGUGCAGUUAGCAUCAGACCUGUAGCACAAGCUUAUAUGACAACCCCUAAGCUCUCUGCAGUUGCCCAGAGCACACUGAGCAUGUGCAGUGUCACUGUCACUUCUAACAGAAUCCAAAAUAGGAAGUUCCUUUGACAACUGUAAAGACCUAUAUAAUUACUACUAUAGAGAUGCUGAAACUUUAAGCUAGUUCAGUCAGUUUAUGAUAUAAAAUUUGGCAUUUAUAGCUUUAUUUAUCUUUAGGGUUUAAUUCUGUUUUACAAACAAGUCUGCAUAUACAUCUGUUGCUAGAGAGCCUAACUGUUUCCAGACUGAUAAAUCAUUUUAAUAUGUUAGUGAAAUAAGACCUUUUUCCAAUGUUUGGUUAACCCUAAUAGAUUUCACAGUGGGAUUUAAUAAAUUAUAGUUAUGCCACUGACAAUAAUUACUCAAUAUGUGAUCUUCCUUCUGGAUCUACACACUACUGAGUCACAGACAUUCACAUCAUUACAAAUUUUAAAUGUCAGCGAUGCACCCUCCUAGGGUGAGACAGGUCAGCUGUUUGUAAAAUACAUUUUGGUCUAUAGUGGUGAUCUUAAUGAAUCACUGCAGCAUAUUUUUAAUCCAAGGUUAAAGGGCAUGCUGCCCAAAAAUAACAUUUUGGCUUAUAAAAGAAAAUGUCAUUCAAAGCAAACUUCCAAAAUACAUUAAAAAUUUAAAAAUAUACCCCCUUUUUGACAUGAGUUAAUUCAGUAAAAAGUGCAGAAAAACAAUGUAACCUAUCAAAAAAAUAUAUAUAUAUUUUUUCCAAGACGUCUUAUUCCACAGAUUUUUUUUUUUACAUGUAUUUAUAAAGCGCUGUACAAUAAUGGGCUUAUACACUGAACAUACAAAAUGACAUAAAAGCAACCAAUAACUGAUACAAGAGGUUAAACAUGCCAAACAAGCUUAAAAUCUAUAAGAUCUAUAACCAAAAUCUAUAAGAUCUAUAAGCAAACCCUGAUAGAUUGCCUCUGACUCAUAGGGACCAGUUCCCAACCCUAUCAAUCUUCCCCUUCCUUUACUUGUACUUCUGUAAAUCAGAGACCCCCUCUGCUUUGCAGAGAAUUUAUGCACUGCCCACUAUGAAAAUCAGUGUGAUUUCAAAUCCCAGAAUCCAUCACUUUAAAAUUGUGUUGUUUUUUUAGCAGUUUAAAUAGUGUUUAUCAACUGAAGGAGCUCAUGUAAAACAAAAAUUUACAAUUUUCCGUUCAAUAAAAAUUAUUUGUAAAUGUGAUUGCAGUUGAAAUCAGAGUUUGUUUAUCCCUUUUUUUUCCUCUGGGUUUGAUUUAAAUAAUGUGUUUUUGUUUCAAAAGUCAGAGCCAGGAGUACAGGGAAUGGGUAAAGCCAGACAGAAAAAUGGCCUUAACAUUUUUAAUGAAUAUAUAUUGGAAAGUUCUUAAGAUUGACAAUUUCUUUCUCUAAUUUAAAUUGUUAAAUGAUUUUUAAGUUAAAUGUAUAUGUAAAUGUAAUAGAAGGGAAUUUUUGUGUGUCCCUUUAUCAUUCCUAAACAAAUGUGGUUUCGAAAGAGGACUUCCAGUUUUAUCUAACUUUAAAUUCAUGGUGGUGUAAUAGACUAAAUAUUGUUUCAUAUUUUGGUUGAAAGUAGGCUGCAUCUGUUAAAUAAAUCUUAUUUUGCUAA